AAUGGAAGAAUUUCCUAAUCUCGCAAAAGGAAGCCCUACAUUUGGAAGUAGCCGAGCUGCAGUGGAGGAAACAUGGGACAAAUUGGCACAGAGAAUAAAUGCUUACGGACCCCCGGAAAGAAAUGGAUCCGAGUGGAAAAAAAUAUGGCAAGAUUUAAAAUGCAGGUUGAAAAAGAAAAUUGCAGACAACAACAAAGGCUUUAAAGGAACUGGUGGGGGCCCAUGUUCUUUAAAUAAUUUAACGGCUUUGGAAUUAGAUAUCGAUAAGAUAUGCCACCUCACAUCAGCUGCCGCACCUGGUGGACUUUGUUUCGGAGUGCCUUCGUCAAAUAAAGUACUUGAUAUAUCGACUAACCAACGGGAAAUAACAACAUCAAACACAUCCAAAAGACAAAUUUUAUGCACACAGAACAAUAACAUAGAAUGUUAUCCCUUGCCCUCUAUACAAACCCCAAAUGUCACAGAUAUACUAACUCUAUCACCCCCCAAACAACCAUUAAAAUCUCCGAUCCUUACGCCACAAUCACUUAAAACUAAAUAUUUAUCAAUGCGAACAGAAAACAACAAAAUCGAUAACACAGAACCUCUACCCUCAUUUCAAACACAUAAAAAAAGAAAGAAAGGCGAAAACUAUGCAGAAAAAGUUCAUCUUUUACGUCAACAGGUGGAAAUACAAAAUAAAACACUUUUUAUUUUGGAUAAAUAAGCAGAAGCUGCUAAAAGUAAUAGUGAAGCAUCAAAGAUUCAAGCCGAUGCUGCAAAAGCUCAGGCUGAUGCUAUGAAAACUCAGGCCGAAGCUCUUAGAGAAAUUGCCGAUGCUUCAAAAGUUAUAGCUAACGCUUUGGUGGAUAUCAUUAAACACUUAAAAUAUGAAGAAGAAUGAAGCAAACAUAUUUUUUUGAUUUCGCAUUUACAAAAUGCAUUUUUAUUAUUAUAUAAUUAGUUAAAUUAAAAAAAUAUUAAUUUUAUAACAAAUUCCUCGAAAUUUCAUUUCUCAUAGAAGUUGCCACUGUUGAGUCUUCAGAAAAUGUUUCAAAAGAAAAAAAAUUAUAUUCAUCAUCAUCUAUGUUGUCGUUCUCAGGAAUUUGCCAGUUAUUUUUAUAAAAAAUACAAAUGUUAUGCAAAGUGCAACAUGCGUUUAUUAUUUUUGUAGUUUUUUCUGGACUAUAAUGUAGUCCCCUUGAACCAA
Lucilia cuprina (Australian sheep blowfly) is the source of this 1189-nucleotide messenger RNA. RefSeq lists its product as uncharacterized. Bases 2 to 706 code for a protein of 234 amino acids. Lineage: Eukaryota; Metazoa; Arthropoda; Insecta; Diptera; Calliphoridae. The record is from RefSeq and is a predicted model, not a curated record. The transcript is spliced from 2 exons. Gene Ontology annotation, cellular component: nucleus.